Messenger RNA from Clunio marinus, 282 nucleotides. The record is from the annotation of a GenBank genome assembly. Lineage: Eukaryota; Metazoa; Arthropoda; Insecta; Diptera; Chironomidae.
AUGAAAGUUGUUGAGUCAUACGAGAAAACUUUUAUGAGGGAUUUUCGUCAUGGAACGAUUUCCCUUAAAGCUUUGCGUAAUGACACAUUAAAUUCCAUCAAUCAAAUGUUCAUGUUAAUUGAGCGAAUGACGAAAUAUAUCUUAAUGAAGAAAGAAAAAGAAAACUUGUUUCUCUCACUCUUCAUGGAUUUGAAUUCAUUCGUCUAUCCCCACAAGACCUGCCACAAAACUCAUUCAUUGAAUAUGACAUUUGCUUUAUUCAGAAGUCAAAUAUUUGACUGA